Aureobasidium pullulans EXF-150 is the source of this 1692-nucleotide messenger RNA. Its product is annotated as glycoside hydrolase. Gene Ontology annotation, molecular function: chitinase activity. The transcript has a single exon. NCBI's taxonomy places the organism in Eukaryota, Fungi, Ascomycota, Dothideomycetes, Dothideales, Saccotheciaceae. Bases 1 to 1692 code for a protein of 563 amino acids. The record is from RefSeq and is a predicted model, not a curated record. Gene Ontology annotation, cellular component: extracellular region. Gene Ontology annotation, biological process: carbohydrate metabolic process.
AUGCUUUCUUUAAAGAUAUCCCACGUCUUCAUAUUUCUCGUAUAUAUCGUUUGCGCUGCGCAAUGCCUACACAUACACCGUCCUUACAGACACGAAAUUGAUCGUCGCGAUGCUACUACCACCUCGUUACAAAGCAUACCGAAUUCAACGCCGGACACAGAAGCUGCUGAACUGAUGGAGACCGUGACCUCCAUACAGGAAGGCUUAUCCGAUCUGCCGCAGGAUGUCUUUGAGUUCCUCAAGGCAAUCAACGACCGUCUGCAUGAGCAAGAAGCUUUACUAUCCAGUCUGCUGGCUGUCUUUACAUCUGCGUCGGGAGUAGCAUCGUCAACUGUGACUGUCGACAAUGCAACAUCUAGCAUCGUGCCUGUAUUCUGGAGUACAGCCACAGAAACCUCGAGCAACGUCGUCACCGAGCCAUCCGCAACUGCUUGCCGUCGUGGUGGAGCAGGUCCGCUUGUACCUUGCUCUUCUUUAUCAGACACAGCAUCUCCAUCCACUUCGACUCCGAGCUCGUCAUCUCCAAGAUCACGGGUCACUCGAACCUUGACUAGAACAACAUACCUUCCAGUGCCAGUCACCACAUUCAUUCAACCAGUACCUUUCUCAAACACGACUGAAGUUGACUCGCCAUCAUCAACACCUGUUCUACCAAUUCCAGCGAUAUACAGCUCAGACAUCGACAGCCCAAGCACCAACACGACAAUCACCUCAGCUGACUCACAAGCUCUAGCAACAUCAAACUCCAUCCCAAAACCCACAAGCACGUCCUAUACCUUCAAACCCACGCGCAAAAACAACGUUGCAGUCUACUACGGUCAAACUCCCACAACGCAAACGGGUGACCUUCUUGCCUUGUGUCAGAGUUCCAACGUCGAUAUCGUUGUGUUAGCUUUUGUGACUUCUUUCUUCACAAAUGGUGGUUUCCCAUCCGCAAGCUUCGGUCCUAGCUGUAAAGGCAGCACUCGCGCUCAACAGCUCCACGCUCCUGGGUUGCAAGAUUGCACAGAUCUCGCACCUGAAAUCACAGCUUGCCAACAACUAGGAAAACCAGUAUUAGUGUCGCUGGGAGGAUACUACUCCAACGUCACAUUCACCUCCGACACCGAAGCCAUCCAACUAGCUCAAAAUCUCUGGGAUCUAUUUGGUGCGGGCGAUGGGUUAGAUCCCUCUCUUCGCCCCUUCGGAUCCAUCGUCAUCGAUGGCUUCGACCUCGACAACGAGAGCAAAGAUUCAACCUCAUACACCACAUUCGCUCACGCCCUUCGCGCUCUAUUCAAUUCUGAUAGGAGUAAAGCUUACUACCUCUCCGCCGCACCACAAUGCCCACGCCCGGACACCUCCCUCCCCCUCUCCACCCUCGCCCUCUGCGAUUUCGUCUUUGUCCAAUUCUACAACAAUCCCUCCUGCGAUCUUUCCUCUUCCGGAUUCGCCUCUUCUUUCGCUGCAUGGAGUGACGAUUUGACCGCCGCAAACAAUGAGACUAGAUUGUUCAUCGGUGCUGCAGCUACAGAGGCGGCGGGGAGUGGAUAUGUGGAGGGUGCUGGGUUGGGCCAUCAGGUCAGUCUUGCCAGACAGCUUUAUGUGGGUAAUUUGGGGGGUGUCAUGUUGUGGGAUGGGAAAGAGGCGGCGGGGAAUGUGGAUGGUUAUGGCAAUGAUUAUUUAGUUUAUGCAAAGGGGAGUUUGCAGUGA